Molecule: messenger RNA, 375 nt
Organism: Triticum turgidum subsp. durum (durum wheat)
Lineage: Eukaryota; Viridiplantae; Streptophyta; Magnoliopsida; Poales; Poaceae
Source: the annotation of a GenBank genome assembly
AUGAAACAAGUCUGUGGUAGUUCAAAACUGGAAUUGGCACAAUAUCACGAAGUGGCCGCCUUCGCUCAAUUUGGGUCAGACCUUGAUGCUGCGACUCAGGCAUUACUCAAUAGAGGUGCAAGGCUUACAGAAGUGCCCAAACAACCACAAUAUGAACCACUUCCAAUUGAAAAACAAAUUGUUGUGAUUUAUGUUGCUGCCAACGGCUUCUGUGAUCGAAUGCCACUAGACAGAAUUUCUCAAUAUGAAAAAGCCAUUCUAAGUACUAUUAAUCCAGAAUUACAAAAAUCCUUCUUAGAAAAAGGUGGCUUAACUAACGAAAGAAAGAUGGAACCAGAUGCUUCUUUAAAAGAAAGCACUUUGCCUUACCUGUGA